GGCUGUCUUUUUAGUGACGAACUCUGCGAUACACUAGAAGUCUGUUUGGAUGACAAUGCGUUUGGACGGUGCGAACGGGUAGAAGACCUGAGCGAUGGCCAAACGGUGGCCACAUAUCAACACUCGCUAAACGAUAAGACAUUACGUCUAUUAGAAAAUGAAAUGCAAAGACUUUACGUAACCGGUUAUCGAUGGGAUAAUGAAUACACACAGUGUGUCGUCAAACAAAUACUAUACACACAUAGACUGCGAAUCGAUUACGACCCGGGAUUGUGCUCACGGCUCCUCCACUUAACCUCAUCUCAUAUUGCGCCCGAGACUUCAAUAGACCUGAACAUGAAAACGCCGCCCGAAAACGUAUUGGCAAACAUUGAGUACAUCCCAGACUAUGAGACGGACUUUGCGAAAGAGAUCUUUUUAAACCUCAACGAUGGCAAACAUAAUGAUAAAAAUACUUAUCAUUUCGAUAGCAAGAGGCGAAUGGAGAAUAAAGUGGAAAUCGAUGACAAAGUGUUUGAGUUUUUGAAAAAACUGAUUGAAUCGCAAAUUAAAAACAAAGAGAAAUUGCUGUCGGAUUCCGAUUCACUUGAACUGUCUGACCAUAAGAUCGCAGCCUUAGAGACGGAUUUAUCAUCGGAUUUGAAUGGAAAGCCUGUGUAUAGUGAGGGCGGUGUGGAGUGGCUUCCAGUGGAGGGCGAAGACAUCAGAGACGAUGCCAUCAAUGCUGACGACUAUUACUCCAACAGUAUAUCAGAUGAUAGAGAAAAAUCGAUACCAGAAUCAGAUUCGCUGAUUACUGGUGGCGACGCCGACACUGAUAGCAAACCACUCUUUUUGGAGCCCAUUUAUAAAGAUAGGGAUCUGCCGGACGUGUAUUCAACAGAUAAUGUCGACAGAGAUAUAUUCAACGCCAUUAUUGACGGCCAGGAAGACGACGAUCAGACAGAUUACGAUGAGGAGGAAGAGGACAACGCACUGUCCAUUGGCCGCAGUUUUCCCCGUCAGCACCGGUACGAUACGAAGAAACCCGGACCGAGUUAUUACAUACACGAGUUUGACUCUUCGGAGGAAUCGGAACCAUUUGAAAAGGUAUUUUCAAUUGUU
This is a messenger RNA of Medioppia subpectinata, 1104 nucleotides long. The record is from the annotation of a GenBank genome assembly. Lineage: Eukaryota; Metazoa; Arthropoda; Arachnida; Sarcoptiformes; Oppiidae.